This is a messenger RNA of Siniperca chuatsi (mandarin fish), 659 nucleotides long. It is a transcript of the gene med9, whose product is annotated as mediator complex subunit 9. Bases 81 to 380 code for a protein of 99 amino acids. The transcript has 2 exons. Gene Ontology annotation, biological process: regulation of transcription by RNA polymerase II. Gene Ontology annotation, cellular component: mediator complex. NCBI's taxonomy places the organism in Eukaryota, Metazoa, Chordata, Actinopteri, Centrarchiformes, Sinipercidae. The record is from RefSeq and is a predicted model, not a curated record. Gene Ontology annotation, molecular function: transcription coregulator activity.
GUUCAAAAUGUGUUUUUAUGGCGUGACGUCAUCAUGUGAGGCAUGACGUAAACAUUCUGCGCCGCGAAGCAGGGAUCGUAAUGGCGGUGGCUCAACCAAAGCAAGAGACAGAGAGCGACGAUUGCUCUUUGCUGCCUUUAGUUCAUGAUAUUAUCAAAUGCAUGGACAAGGACAGUCAGGAUGUCCACCAAGAACUGGCCAAGCUGAAGGCAAAGAUCCAGGAAGCUCGGGAGCAGAUAUCCAACAUGCCCGGGAUAGACAGCAGUCCGCUGGAGCAGCAGCAGCAGCUGGACACGCUGCGCGAGCAGGUCCGCACCAAGAACCAGCUGCUGCAGAAAUACAAAAGUCUGUGCAUGUUUGACGUGCCAAAAGCAUCAUGAAACUGAAGACUGGAUUAAUGCAUUGACUGGAGGAAGCUCACAGACCGUCGAGGUACGGGAAGGACUUCUUCUUCUUCGUCCUCAGCCAUGGAGCAGAUAAAUGUGGGAUUCAAGAAUACGGGAUGGACGUUUAAAUGAACAGUUGCAUCCUGUUUUAUACAGUCUACGGUUGCAUCGCAUUGCAAGAUGUUUCUGAACGUCACACAAUGUGUAUAAUUUUCUUAUCUUGUUUCCUAUUUCCUAUAUUCCUAUUUUGUAAUAAAAUGAAAUGAUUAAGAA